Molecule: messenger RNA, 7966 nt
Organism: Leptomonas pyrrhocoris
Lineage: Eukaryota; Euglenozoa; Kinetoplastea; Trypanosomatida; Trypanosomatidae
Exons: 1
Coding region: 140-7966 (2608 amino acids)
Source: RefSeq, a predicted model, not a curated record
GAGGCGGAACUUUUUUUUAUAGAGUGAAACGGCAGCGCGCUGCAUCGUCUCGUGUGAUCGAGCCACAGUAGAGGGAGCGACGCACCGAAUUUAGAUCUUUCUUUUCUCUCUCUCCUCCUUUUUCGUUUUCAGCUUAAAGAUGCUAAGGAAUAUGAACUCCAGCCAACCGCGCCUUCCUCGGUUGGGCGGCCACAAAAGCCCACCGAUGCGGAAGCCCGUGCCCACGUCCACCACGCCGUCCGGUCCGUCCUCGCUGAGUUCCUCCGCCCGCAUUGAGCCCGCACGUGCCUCCAACUCCCCCGAGCGGCCGUACAUAGACGUCGGCUACGACGACGACGAUGUCCCGUACGCGCAGCAGCAGGUGCACCUCCUCGCCACGCUGCGCGGUGGCACCGCACCAUCGACGCCGCAGCAACAGGCGCCGUCACCGCCGCGACCAGGGCGGCCGUCGUCGUCACCCCCGCUCACCGCCUCGUCGUCCAGCUCCGCUCCGCCAUCGUGGCAGGAGCAGGUGAAGAGUGAAGUUUUGCUGGGACCGGCUCAGCCGCGCGGCUCGUCGCCAGCUCUCGACGACAACCGCAACCCAGUCCCCGUGUUCGCAUCAGCCGCGCUGAGUGGCGACACUUCAAGUGAGCGCGAUGACGGUGACAACACCGGCGACACUCCGCAAGACAGCGCCGAUCGUGUGACGCGAGAGCCGCAGAACCGCCGUGCCUCCAGGUCUGAGGUGCUCUCCGCGAUUCCCCUCCUCGCCGCCACGGCGUCCCCUGGGAUUCCCAUAACGGACUUCCCGGUGAGUCCGGUCAGUGUCGCGAGCUCCUUGGCAGCCGACACACCACGCUCCAUCUUACGCCGCCCCGGCAGAGAGCGCGACACCCAAUCGCCCUGCUCGGGACACCGUCGAAUCAGCUUUAUCGAUCUCUCUCCGUUGCAUGAGGGCAGCAGCAACAACAGCACAAGUCCUGAGAACACACCACCUCGUCGUGAAAGCUUGAGCGGCGAAGACGACGAGGACGAGUUUGCAGAGCCCAUGCUGCGAUACGCGACGGACACGCCCGCGGCUGCAACCCCGGAGGCGACAUCACAGGACGUUCACGACGGACAACGUGAACGAACGGAUCUCGGGAUGCCACCCUCUUCCCCUCCUCGAUCACCGGACAGGCACCACACCGCCGUCCCUGCUACUGCUGCUGACAACGACAAACUGCGUCACGAGCGCAGUCCUGACACGUACCGCGAUGGCCAUCAGCAGCGUCGCUCUGCGUCUCCCUCUGCCUCGCCGGGGCGGCCUGUUGGCGCAGGACGUUCGCCCACACGCACACCACCGCGCGGCAGCGGAGAGGCCCACCCACCCACACCCGCUCGCACGGCAGUCACCGCCUCUGCACCACCACCACCAGAAGAAGAGAAUGACGUUGUUACACUCGACAGGGCCUCCCCACCUCGCGGGCAGCAGCAGCCACCGCGCCGUCCGGCUGCUCCUCCUACGCCUUCCCCACAUCCUCAGCGCAGCCCAGACCGAGCUGGACGCGGCACCGCAAACAACGCGGUGGCGGGCAGGGGCGGCUCUGCGGGGCGCGACAACGACGUUCUGACGGAGCCGCACAAUAGAAGCCGCCGCCCAUCGCACAGCGAAACGGGUGACGCACCGGCGGUGGUGGCGCCGGUUGGCCGUCGCCCUCCGACGCGGCACCGGUGGCCUUCCGACGCUUACGUGGACGAGCCCCCCACCGAGGUGAGUACAACCCAGCGUGGCUCUCAGCGCGACGGCGCCGGCCGAUCCCGUGAAAGCCUCGACCCCGAGGAUGAUAUGGGAAGCAGCGCAACCCGCAGCAGUGAUACGAGCCACGACGACUACUCCAGCGAUGCGCACAGCGAUAACGAACCUUCCUUUCACUACGAGUCUCCGGUGAAGGAGGCACCGUCACGGCACAGGUCCAGCGAUCGCGCACGCACGCCGUCACCCAAAGCCGCCUCCCCGUCACGGUCCCCACACAGGGACGGCGGCCGAAUGCCGGAUCGCACCAGGAACCCCAGUCCGAGCCACUCGCGCUCCCCGAGCGGCCGCCUGCCGGAGCGGCGCACCAGCAAAGGCGCCAGUGAAAGCCGCGCAAGUGGCAGUAGGAGUAGCAGCGGCAGUCGCGAGCGACCCAUCCCCUCGACGCCCACGUCGCUGACAGAGGGCCUUGACCGCGGGAUGCGGCAGCACCGCAGUCCAAGCCGCGAGGAAGGCGCUACACCUUCGUUGAGCCAAAGCACGUCGCUACCGUCUCCAGUGGACAGUAAGGGAGCGAAAAGACGAGGAGAAGUCGCACCGCCCGUCACUCCGAGGGAAGCGAGCCACUCGGGCUCCCAUGGCCGCUCGCCAUCCACGAUUACAAGUCGCAGCUCAGGGCAAAGCUUUACAGAGGAGACCGCCGCUGUCGCAGCCCCGCACCCCAUCUCUUCCGCGGCGGCCCGCACGUCGCCCUCUCAACCAAUAACGAAGGGCCCUUCGUCGAAGCCUCAAGCAGGACAUGGACGGCGCGAAAGCAAUCCUCGACGCGGUCCUCCGCACCGCGAAGUUUCGGCGGACGCCUCGUCAGCGGACAGCUCUCAACCUAGCAGCAGACGGAGCUCACCCUCAAAGAAGAAGGGUCCAUCCGCACCACCCGCCUCAGUGGCGGCGGCUCCUGUGACGGUGGAGGGCGUCCCAAAACGACAGCACAAAGCGGAGAAGGAGGAGCCGCAAGUGUACGUGGACCCGCUACUGCGAGAGCGUCAGCACCGCCACGAUGUCGCCCGGCAGCAGUCGCCGACGUACCUGACCAAGCAAACACCAUCAGCCGAGGCGGUUGCGCCACCGCGGCCACACAAGCGGCACUCCACACGCCGCGCCGUCUCACCUGGAAGCCUCGACGAGCGCGGUGGUGUCUUCGAGCCGGUAAGCCUGCGUGACAUUAUGGCUCGCCACGACACUCCCGAGGCAAAACGGUCCAAGUCUUCUUCUUCAUUGCCUUCAAAGAAAUCUUCACGGGCGUCGUCCGUUGUGGCCGACAGCGGACCGAAGCGUACGAAGGAGACACACAGACCGACGGCGCAUCCGAUUCUUCACCAGCCACGGGACACUCGCGAAAGGAAAUCGGACCCCGCACGCCCGCCGUCCACUGGGGCUGUGUUUUCGGAGAAGGGAGCAAAGGAAGCUCCAUCAGUGUCGUCGAAGCGGUCGAGCGGCGGUGUACCGGCGGAGGACUUGGUCUGGGACGCCCCCACGCCGACCUCCCGUGCGAGCAGCGCCUCCCCACCUGCGUCUCCCACGUCCCCAUCCGCAGGACUCGCCACAACCACCGGAGGCCACAAGGUCUUUCACAAGAAACUCGUCAUUGUCGUGCGCAGGAAGAGCAGCGGGGCGCCGCCGUCGGAGAGCGAUCCCGUGAUGCAGGUGUCCAUGGUGCCCUACAGAGAAGGCUCGCCCGCGGUGAGGCACGCGGAGGAGUGCCAGGAAGCGCGCCAGCGCGAACGCCUUGCGCGAGCGAGCCGAAGCACAGAGAGUAGAGAAGAUGCACGGGCUGGCAGUGGCAGUGCCAUCGGUGCGGUGUCCGCUUCGACGACAGCGCGCGCGCCACCGCUAGAGCGACUCAUUGAUCACAUUCAACCAGGACGCAAGCCGUCCGUGUCGUCGCGAAACUCCAGCCGAAAUACGCACAUUCGCGAGAGUCGUGUAGGCGAGGAGGACGCCGAUGCUCACGGCAGCAACAGAGCAGGAAGUGAGGAUGAGAGGACAGAAGAAGAUCGCCGACAAUUUCGCCGCGCCUUAUCAGCGGCGUCGUCACGAAGUGCGAGUCGCCGCUCUUCUGUCGCACGCUCUGCGCACUCGCGUCGUCCUCGGUCGGGCAACGCACUGCCGCUGCGGCGUUCGUCGAGCCUUCCUCCUCUUCCAGAGGAUAAGCAGCAAGCUCGCAAUGACACCAGUCCUGCCAAAGACACGGCAGACAAGGUGGCGUCACGCAAGGACAGCACCAACAUCAGUGUACACUCGUCCGUCGUGAAGGAGAAAAGCUCACGAUCUUCAUCUAUGACGUCGGUUCCGCACCGCAGAUCAACACCAGCGCCCCCCAGCAGCGUCGUGGCGGAUGAAAACAAAGACGUGGCGAGCGCCAAGACACGUCGGUGGGACGAGUCCACCAUGACCCCCUCGCGACGUCGCCACCACCACUACCAUCGCUCUCCGCAUCCCGGCUCUCAUCGCAACUCGGUGCAUGCAGACGCAAAGGCAAACCAACCGCACCGCUCCGGUAGUGACGCCAAAUUCGUCGACAGCGUAAGUGACCGCGGCGCUUCAGUGGAACAAAGCCGCCAUCAUCAACAGCCUCAGCCGUCGAGGUCGCCGCAAUCCGCGUCAGACCCGGCGCCAUCCCUUCCCGACGCCCCGUAUCGCCCGACGCAGAAUGAUGAAUACUACUUUGGCGCAGGGCUGGAGAAGGAGGUAGCGCAGCUCGAGCAGACGAAUGCCGCACCACAACGGAUCGGCAUCACCACCGUAACAAUGCCCCUCUUGCCGCGGCUCACCUUAGCAGCAGACGGAGGCGAGGCAGGGGACGGUGCGUGGUCCGCCUCCGACGGCGCCGAUGGCCUUGGAGAGAACGACGGAGAUCGAAUCGCACGCGAUAGCGGCGGCUCCCGACGACGGCGGCUGAUGCAGGCGAGCGCCACGCAAACAGACCGCGUUGGUCCGACAAUGAUACAGGCGCGAGGGGAGAGCGGGAUGCCUCUCGUGGCCGCCACGCCUGUGCUUCGUCCGUCUGUUCUUGUUGAAAGUGGGGUGCAUGCGGCGGCUCCUGUGCAGUCGGCGAGCUUCAUGGAGAACGUGCGUUUUGCUGGUGCCCCUGCGUCGACUGCGUACGCGCCGAUACCGGCGACCCACUCCACCUUCCCAUCCUCGAGUGCAUUUCCGGCCUUUGGACAGCCACAACAGAAGCCGUUCUUUACUCCGUAUUCGCUGCAAGUGGCAGCUCCUCCGUUCCACAACAAUGCGAACGGUGCAUUCCCACCACCAGCAGCGACCGCGACCACGACGGUGCCGCUCUUUGUGCCGCCGCUGACGGUGGAUAACGUCUCCCACCUCACGCAAGACUGGCAGUCCACGCUGCGCGAGCGCUCCGGCAGGGCGAAGCAGAACGCCAUGGAGCAGUUUCUCAUUGCGUCCGCCGAAGCGGGUGCGGCAUCGACGCUGAGCAGUGCGUACCCGCGCGCCGCAGCCUCCGGCGCGGCAGACAACAUGAACCAGGCCGCCAAUGUGUUCGGCAUUGGUGUUGGUGCGCCUGCAGACGGGGGAGAUCCGCGCCGCUGGCCGGUGCAGCUGCAAGCCGGUCUGCCGACCAGCGAGUACUACGGCCAACCACCACAGCUGCAGCUGCAGCAGCAACAGGCCCGACAAGCUUCUGCAUCUGCCGCCACGCCAAAGCGAAAAUCCGCAUCGGCUGUGAAAGUGACGAAGGCCCCGAAGAGCGCCGCCGCUGCCAAACCAACGGCGCCGGUGGCCUCGAAUGGAAAGCCGCAAACCCGCCCCGCUUCUCUUCCGCAAGCGGACGCCUAUGAUCUCGUAGAGGGCAGCGAUGCGGAGGGCGAAAUCAGGAGCGGCGCCGGCAGCGACGACGAACCGAUGGAGGCGGUCGACGCGGUGGAACCGCUGCCGCAGCCUCGACCGCGCGCUACUCGCCAUCUGGCCCCGCCCACUUCGGCUUUCGCGGCGUCGGAACAGUCGACCCCGCGCCCAUCCGCAGAGCAUCUCCGUCAUUCGCCUGGGCAGCAGAAGGGUGCCGCCAUUCUGUCGCCGUCCGCCGAUCCCAUCAAACCGAAAGAGAGCACGCGGCACAAGGAUGCCAAGCCAUCGCGUCGGCCAGCGGCUGCCGCAGGUAGUCGGCGCAGUCUCAGUAAACCUGCCACAGGGGGGUUCACGGUCGCCGAACCCGAAAGUGAAGUAUCGAAGCCGAAGGAGAAGGUCAGCGCCGGGCACGCUCGCCACGCGGACCCGCACGCGGCGGACAGGCACGACCGCGGCGCAUCAGCCGGCGCGUCUUCCGCGUCUUCUCGCACAAGCGGGAAGCCAAAGAAAGACGGAAAGAGAAGGAAGGAGGAUGCGCAUCCGACAAGGAGAGACAAGAAGGACAAGGAGGAAGGGAGGCGCAAGCGCAAACCCUCACAGGGAAAGCGGCACGGCAGCCGCGACGCCAAGCCGCACCGCCGUGCGAACUCCACCGCCUCCUCGUCUUUGUCGUCCAAGGCGUCCUCCACAGCUCUCUUUUCCAUUCCGGAUGUUUUCAACUUUUCGCACCGGAAUCCCGGCGGCGACGACGACAGCGACGUGGACAGCGACCUGGCCACUUCGAUGGAGUUCCAACUCUCCCGCCUGCAGCAGCAGCGCGAGAAGGAUGUGUCCCUUGCGUUGAGCUCACUACAGCACAUGCAAGAGAGGGCGGAGCGGAAGCGGGAGAAGGCGGCGGCACAGAAGAGGAAAAAGAGCCGUCACCAUCGUCGACGCAGCACCACCGGCGGCAGCAGCAGCAACAGCGGUGAUAACAGCGCUCGCAGCGGCGAGGCAAAGAAGAAACAUCACACGAAGGACGAGAAGGAGAAGGAGAGGCGAAAGAAGCACGACAAACGGCGCCGAUCCCAAUCUGCGGCGACUAAAAAAUCGAAGAAGGACGACAAACACAAGUCCACGCAUCAACGCUCCAAGUCAGCGUCGAAGGCAGACCCGCUCCCCCUCCCACCGCCACCGCCAUCACAGGCACACGACGCAUGGCCCGGCGAUGCCACACCCUCACAAAAUCGUGCAGAUCGUCCUUCCGGUGAAAGCCGCUACUCCACCCCGCCCUACGAACCGAUCGGCACGUCUCGCUAUAGGGGCGCGCUGCCGUCUACGUAUGCACGGCCGGACUACCCUUCCCGCGUCCCCUUCCGAGCUGCGGAAGGUGAAGGGCAGAGCCCGCGGUCAUUUAGUCCGUCGUACUUCCGAAGUCGCAGCAACGGGCUCGACAACAGUACGCAGGGUGAUGGGCUCGCGAGCUCCCGUCAUGCACCGCGCCGCGCGUUCACGGCUUCUUCCGCCACUCCACGCUGGACCGGUACCCCACCGCGCUCCUACGAGGUCGACGAUGAUGUCGGGUCGUCCCCAGGGCUGCGGUCUGCGUACUCGCCCCGUUCUCGCCCAGAAAGUCGCGCGGCAAGACCGUUCACGCGCUGGAACGAUUACGUUCGUGAGGCGGAGCGCAGUGACCGAACGAACGCGCGAGGUGGCAACAACAACAACGCACCAACCGCCUCCCGCUACAGCUCUCCGUCGUCUGCAUCGCCGCGCUACACGCCGUACGGGCAGCGUCGGGGGAGCAGCGGAGGCGACACAGCGAGUCCGCGGGCCGGCGUGGACAGCUUCCGUUCUCGGCCGUCACCCUCCACUAACUCGCGUUACAAACCGUCGUACCCGAGUCGCACGGCGGACUACGACGACAUCGAUGAUAUUCCAAAGAGGAGCUAUUUUAAUGAUAACGCUGCGGACGCGUACGGCUCGACGGGACGUCGUCGUUCCCCCAGUGCAGAAGGACCACCGCCGUCCCACCGUAGACAGUGGCGGGGCACGGAAGCCCCACGCACGACAAAAGCGGAUGACAUUUUGGUGUCGACACCCUCGCAGGAUCGCGACGACUCCUCCGACUACUGGGAAGAGCGCGGGAGCGGACAGACGCAGCCUCGUCACGGCGCACCACCACCGCCGCCGUCGCUACCGCGCGACUCGCGGAACGGCAGCACGCACGCGCCGUCUACCGCCAAUGCAGCUUUCGAGAAGAGGGACGGUGUCGUUCCCGCCUCGAAAGCCCUCCCUAUUGUGUCGGAGCACAACGUGACGGAUGCGCUAACCGCGCAUGACUUCGCAGAAGGCGUGGAGGAGAUUGUCAGCGCUCUGCGGCAGUACAAAGAAGGGGUGUAG